Messenger RNA from Eimeria mitis, 942 nucleotides. RefSeq lists its product as uncharacterized. The coding region runs from base 1 to 942 and encodes 313 amino acids. The transcript has 4 exons. Lineage: Eukaryota; Apicomplexa; Conoidasida; Eucoccidiorida; Eimeriidae. The record is from RefSeq and is a predicted model, not a curated record.
AUGCGGAGGUUGCUGCCGCUGCACAGCCCUGCGCCCUUGAGCAGCAGCAGCAGCAGCAGCAGGAAUAGCAGCAGCAGCAGCAGCAGCAGCAGCAGCAGCGGAGAAGAUAGCAGCGGUAGCGAGUCACCCAGACAACGUCCAGCUGCUGCUGCUGCUGCUGUUGCUGCUGCUGCUGCAGCAGCAGACGCUGCUGCUGCAGCUGGGUCUGUGAACUCGAUAGAACAGCAGCAGCAGCAACAGCUUCAACAACAGCAGCAACAGCAACAAAACCUUUGGCAGCUGGAGCAGCAGCAGCAGCAGCAGCAGCAGCAGCAGCAGCAGCAGCAGCAGCAGGAAUAUCAGCAGCAACUGCUGCAGGGCGGCGAUGCCUGGUCUCCAUCAGAUGCUGAGACGGAGCAAACUACAGCAGCAGCAGCAGCAGCAGCAGCAGCAGCAGCAGCUGCUGCUGCUGCUGCUGCUGCUGUUGCUGCUCCCCCCCGCUUCAGGCGGCAGCAGCGCAGCCGCAGAACGUCAAGGCCCGCCCGCCGUUUGCUGCUGCUGCUGCAGCAGGCAGCAGCAGAAGACUCAAUAGAGUUUGCUCGCAACGAGAACGGCUAUUGGGUGUUUAAAGGAAAGAAAGAAGAAACAGAAAAAAAUGAAGUUAUGCAGCUUAUAGAAGGGUUUAGGGUUUCCGCCCAUCCAGUGUGCAUACAGCGAAGAAGCCAAGCCGGGCGCCGGCAGCAGCAGCAGCAGCAGCAGCAGCAGCAGCAGCAGCAGCAGCAACUGCUGCAGCAGCAGCAGCAGCUGCUGCUGCAGCCCGCUUUGCUCUACGGCAAAGCAGCAGCGCUGCUGCGGCAGCACCGCAUGGUUUAUGGUUGUUCUAGUUACAUUAAGGCAGUAGAGGAAGACCUCCAAAGGCGGGUGGGGUUGCCGGAUUUCACUCUAAGAAAACUGCUGAGGUAG